AUGAUCAUUGGGGGAAUCGAUGUCCCCCAAGGUCCAAUGAUAAAAUGCACUAAAGUGUCUAUCAUGAGAGAAAAAUGCACCCCGGAUUACGUCCCCGAAGGAGCUAUCUCAUUCAGCGACGAAGACGCCAAGGGCAUCGUACAACCUCAUAAUGAUGCACUAGUAAUAUCUGUACUUAUCAAUAAAUAUCGGGUUAAGCGUGUGUUGAUUGAUCUAGAUAGCUCGUCCAACAUCAUCAGAUUGAGGGUCGUAGAGCAACUAGGGUUACAAGAUCAAAUCGUACUGGUAGUCCGGGUGUUAAAUGGAUUCAACAUGGCGUGUGAGACCACGAAAGGUAUGAUAAUACCAGUAUACACUGCCGAGACCACCCAAGAAAUAAAGUUCUACGUCGAAGGAGAUAUGAGGUGCAACGCGUUGUUUGGAAGGCGGUGGGUCCACAACAUGAGGGUGGUGCCUUCCACCUUACACCAGGAGCUGAAAUGUCCCACUCUGGGAGGAGUCAAAACGGUCUAUGGAGAACAGGCGACAGCAAGGGAAAUGUUCGUUGUCGAUGAAAUGAUCCUGGUGCCCGCGGUUUGA
Nicotiana attenuata is the source of this 579-nucleotide messenger RNA. RefSeq lists its product as uncharacterized. The transcript has a single exon. Lineage: Eukaryota; Viridiplantae; Streptophyta; Magnoliopsida; Solanales; Solanaceae. The record is from RefSeq and is a predicted model, not a curated record. The coding region runs from base 1 to 579 and encodes 192 amino acids.